UCCAUGGUUCGAGAUAGGUUAAAAUGUUUGUGUUGACUUAUUAAUUUUUAUAUAGUAUUUGUACAAUGCCGCUUAUAAUUAUUACCGGUAUACCAUGUAGUGGUAAAACAACGCGGACUUCUGAAUUGAAAGAAUACUUUAUAAAUAGGGCAGGAAAAAAUGUUAAAAUUAUAAAUGAAAUCGACGUUGUGACUAAAGCAGGUUUUGACAAAAACGCAUUUUACGCUGAUUCUAAGAAAGAGAAAAGUGUAAGAAGCGACAUAAAGUCAGCAGUGCAGCGGCUGUUAAGUACAAAUGAUGUAUUAAUAAUUGAUGGUAGUAAUUAUAUUAAAGGCUAUCGUUAUGAGAUCUAUUGUAUGACAAAAUUGUAUAAAACUCCUCAGUCACAAUCUGCACAAUAUAGCAAAGAAAUCUUUGAUGCACUUGUAAUGAGGUAUGAAGCACCUGACAGUAAAAAUCGUUGGGACUCGCCAUUAUUUGCUGUAUCAGCGGAAGAUGAAUUGAAAUUUGAUGAAAUUUAUAGAUCAUUGUAUGAAGUGAAGGCACCAAAACCAAAUUUAAGUACACAAUGUCCACCAUUGUCAUCUACAAACUAUUUAUAUGACUUGGAUACGAUAACUCAAGAAGUUGUUAAUGCUAUAUUAUCAGCUAAACAACUGGGUAUUGACAGUGAAUUUAAAAUACCAGGCUAUAACUUAACAGUACAGAACCCUUGUACAGCAGCACAGCUUAUGAGAUUACGGAGACAAUUUUUAACUUACAGUAAAAUGCAACAAAUUGAAAUUAAUCAAAUUGCAUCAUUGUUUGUACAAUAUCUUAAUAAAAGUUCAUAA
Molecule: messenger RNA, 833 nt
Organism: Habropoda laboriosa
Lineage: Eukaryota; Metazoa; Arthropoda; Insecta; Hymenoptera; Apidae
Product: protein KTI12 homolog
Exons: 6
Coding region: 66-833 (255 amino acids)
Source: RefSeq, a predicted model, not a curated record